AUGAAUUCUGAAGUUUUUGAAGCGUGUUUCAAAAAAAUUUUACCUCGUCUUGCAAAAGAUUGUGUUAUUGUGCUUGAUAACGCAUCCUAUCAUACCAGAAAGCUUGAGAAGAUCCCAACGUCUGCAACGAAGAAGUCUGACAUUCAAGCCUGGUUAGACAGUAAGGCAAUUUCUUAUAUGGUAAAAGCGGAACUUUUGGAUUUGGUAAAGGCUAAUCGAGGUCAAGACAAGUUUGUAGUCGACGAGCUUGCAAAAUCUACGGGUAGGAUUGUUUUAAGACUACCCCCAUAUCACUGUGAGCUUAAUCCCAUUGAGCUCGUUUGGGCACAAAUUAAGGGUGAAGUAGGCAGAAGAAAUACUACAUUUACAUUUUCUAAACUUAAACCACUUUUUGACGAAGCAAUAAAAAAUGUAACUGCUGAAAAUUGA
Molecule: messenger RNA, 429 nt
Organism: Anthonomus grandis grandis
Lineage: Eukaryota; Metazoa; Arthropoda; Insecta; Coleoptera; Curculionidae
Exons: 1
Coding region: 1-429 (142 amino acids)
Molecular function (GO): nucleic acid binding
Source: RefSeq, a predicted model, not a curated record